Messenger RNA from Thlaspi arvense, 1977 nucleotides. NCBI's taxonomy places the organism in Eukaryota, Viridiplantae, Streptophyta, Magnoliopsida, Brassicales, Brassicaceae. The record is from the annotation of a GenBank genome assembly.
AUGGGAUUUUCAGGGGAUAUUGAAGGAGAUGAAGCCUGUGAUCGGCUUAUCAACGUGAACGAUGAGAUUCUCCAGAGAUCUGAUGUCGCCUUGAACGAGCACGCAAUUGGUCUGGAUUUGGAGAAAGAGAAGGCAGAGAAAAAGAACGAAAUUGCUGGCUCUAAGGUUGAUGUUAAGAAAUUUGCCAAUUAUGGAAACGCAAAGGUUUCUUUCCAUAUAGAAACGAUAAAGAAGCCUCAAGAGGAGUAUAGAAUUUCGGUGAACAACUCGAAUUUGCCGUUUGAGCAUAUUUGGUUAGAGAAGAGCGAGGAUAGUCUCCGCUUUGUUCAUCCACUGGAGAGACUUUCUUUGAUGGACUUUGUUGAUAAAAAUAUAACAGAGAUGAAACCUGUUAAGCCCCUCCCGUUGGAAGGGACUCCAUUCAAGCCUGUUGAAGAAGUCAAUGAUCUGAAGGAUUUAGCUGCUAAAUUGAGUAGUGUCGAAGAGUUUUCUGUGACACUCUUUGGUGGUGGAUGUAUGAAGUUUGAUUAUGUUAUGAGUUUUGUUCAUUUAACUGUUGAUCUGGAGCAUAAUCAGUAUAGAUCUUUUCAAGGAUUAACAUGCUUGAUGCAAAUCUCUACCAGAACCGAGGACUAUGUAGUUGAUACUUUCAAGCUUUGGAAUCACAUUGGUACAUAUCUCAGGGACAUCUUCAAAGAUCCUAAAACGAAAAAGGUAAUGCAUGGAGCAGAUCGAGAUAUUAUUUGGCUUCAACGGGACUUCGGCAUAUAUGUCUGCAAUCUCUUUGAUACAGGACAGGCCUCAAGGGUGUUGAAGCUGGAGAGAAAUAGUCUGGAAUUUCUUCUAAAGCAUUAUUGUGGAGUUGCUGCAAAUAAACAGUACCAAAAUGCAGACUGGAGAAUACGACCCCUUCCAGAUGUAAUGACAAGAUAUGCUAGAGAAGAUACGCAUUAUCUUUUGUACAUUUACGAUGUAAUGCGAAUAGAUCUGCACACAAUGGCAAGGGCAGACGAGCAAGCCGACUCUCCUCUGAUAGAGGUCUACAAGCGCAGUCAUGAUGUGUGCAUGCAGUUAUAUGAGAAAGAGCUUUUGACCAGGAAUUCAUAUCUUCACAUUUAUGGGGUUCAGGCAGCUAAUUUCAAUGCGGUUCAACUUGCCAUUGUUGCGGGCCUUUGCCAGUGGAGGGAUCGGAUUGCCCGUGAAGACGACGAGAGCACCGGUUAUGUAUUGCCAAAUAAAACUCUUCUUGAUAUAGCUAGGGAUAUGCCAAUUAAUGCUGGCAAGUUGCGACGAGUGCUGAAGUCAAAGCUUCCUUACAUCGAUCGUAACGUUGACGCGGUGGUCAAUGUCAUCAGACGAUCAAUGCAAAAUGCAGCGGCAUUCGAGGCAGUUGCUCAAACUUUGAAAACGUCGCGUCUUGGACCUAAGAAAAUUGAAAGUACGUUUGAGGAAACAGGCAAAGAAGCUGCAGCGGCAUCUCGGAGUUUAAAGAAGUUUUUGCCGGUUAAAAGUAACAUAGGGGUCGUCAGCACCACGAGCUUGGUUGGUGUAGAAAAGGUCUCUGUGGAUGUUUCAAAGAAACAAACCAGUGGUUUCGGAGCUUUGCCGUCAAAGAGGAAGUUUGAAAGUGAUAACAAGGCAAAAGAAGAGGUCAAAGUAUUCAAAUCGAUGCCAAAUGAGGUAACAAUAGUGGUGGAUGAUGAUGUUGAGUCUGAUGAAGACACCUCGGAAACCGAUGAUGCUGCGGAUAGACUGUCAGAAACGCCUUUUAAGGUGCCGGAUAUUUCACUGACUCCAACCCCAAAGGCAUGUGGUCCGGAUAUUAUAGUGUUAUCCGAUGAUGACUCCGACGAUGAUGCCUCAGAUAACGACUCAGAAACUGGAGAUGGUAUGAAAACGGAAGAUGAAGGGAUGAAUCUGAGAAGUAAGGAGCAGGGAAGAUUCAUGAGUAUGAAACCGGGGUUUCUCGACAUUUAG